Messenger RNA from Paramuricea clavata, 1172 nucleotides. Lineage: Eukaryota; Metazoa; Cnidaria; Anthozoa; Malacalcyonacea; Plexauridae. The record is from the annotation of a GenBank genome assembly.
AUGGCGGAUGGUACUACAGAUAAAAACCGAAAGGAAAUCCAAGGCCUUGUUUGUCGGUAUUUAUCUAACGAAGGGAAAGUAGAGGAACAUUGUUUAAACGUAAAGGGAAUCGACGAUCGCUCUGCUAAAGGUAUUUUUAAUUUUAUUACAGAAACCUUAGCACAAUUUGAAAUUUCCGUUGACGGUCUUGUAUCACAGUCUUUUGAUGGUGCUAGUGUAAUGUCUGGGAACUAUAACGGAUUACAAAGGCUUCUUAGUGAUUUCUAUGAUCGAUACAUUUUAUAUGUUCACUGCUUUCUACACAAAAUCCAUCUUGUUGUGACAUACGUUAUGGAAAAUCUUGAUGAGAUAAAGGAAUAUUAUGGCACAAUAACGGCGCUGUACAAUUUUUUCAAAAAAUCCGCUGUCCUUGAAUCAUAUGAUAGCACUGCACUGAAACGACUCAUUGAAACGCGUUGGUCUGGUCAUUACGAUAGUACCAGUCACAUAAACAAGAAUUACGGGGAUCUGAUUCAAGCUCUUAUAGUGGCGUCAAAAAACAAGAAGUUAUCCGCGGAGGACAAAGCGCAGGCGAUCGGACUUCUUAAUCAAAUGGACGAUGACGAACACCAUUCAUUUAUUUUCACUAAUUGCAUGUUAAUGAAGGUGUUAAAACCAAUUGAUAUUAUGGUCAAACAACUGCAAUCCGUCAAUGAAAACUUCAUUUCAGCACUUGAAGUAGUUAAAAGUGUUAAAAAUGAUAUAAAAUCGAACGCCACACUGUCACGAACGAGAAGACUAAGAAGAUGGUUGAUGAAUUCUUGGAAGAUGUAAAAGUUUCAACAUCCAGUGGAGAACAACGUCGACCUAAGAGAAACACUGCGAUUCCAUCUCGUUUUGAUGAUUUUCUUGUUACUGAAAGUCUGCCAAGUGAGAACACCAAACGUCCAAACAUUCAAAUUUUCAUAGAAUGCUUGGAUUUACUGAAUGCUGAAUUCAGUCGGCGUUUUUCCACUGAAAACAUUGCACUGUGGGAAGCUAUGUCAGCAUUAUCACCAUCGUCUGAUGUGUAUCUUGAGUAUGACAUUCUCAAGCCUUUGUUUGAGUAUGCUACUACGAUUUCUGUGUUCAGAGACUUCUAUUUGAAAGAAAAACUUGCAACGAAAGAUCUGGAAGCUGAUUCGUGUGUUUAA